AUGACUGUCACUUACUCCAGUAAAGUAGCAAAUGCCACCUUUUUUGGAUUUCAUAGGUUGCUCCUCAAGUGGAGAGGCAGUAUCUACAAGCUCCUAUACAGGGAAUUUGUUGUUUUUGCUCUUCUUUACACGGCAAUCAGUUUGGUGUACAGAUUGUUACUUACAGGAGCCCAAAAACGUUACUUUGAAAAAUUAUCAAUUUACUGUGACAGAUAUGCUGAACAAAUUCCAGUAACCUUUGUGCUUGGGUUCUAUGUUACUCUGGUAGUGAACCGAUGGUGGAACCAGUUUGUGAAUCUGCCUUGGCCGGACAGGCUCAUGUUCCUCAUCUCCAGCAGUGUCCACGGGAGCGACCAGCAUGGGCGCCUGCUCAGAAGGACGCUGAUGCGCUACGUCAAUCUGACCUCCCUGCUCAUCUUCCGCUCGGUGAGCACUGCGGUAUACAAAAGGUUUCCGACCAUGGACCACGUGGUCGAGGCAGGUUUUAUGACAGCAGACGAAAGGAAAUUGUUCGACCACCUCAAAUCACCACAUCUGAAAUACUGGGUCCCCUUUAUUUGGUUUGGAAAUCUUGCCACCAAAGCCCGGAAUGAAGGUAGAAUCAGGGACAGCGUCGACCUUCAAUCAUUGAUGACCGAGAUGAAUCGGUACCGCUCCUGGUGCAGCCUCUUAUUUGGCUACGACUGGGUUGGCAUUCCGCUGGUUUACACACAGGUUGUCACCCUCGCGGUCUACACGUUCUUCUUCGCGUGCCUCAUUGGACGGCAGUUCCUGGAUCCCACCAAAGGCUAUGCGGGGCAUGACUUAGAUCUGUACAUUCCGAUCUUCACCCUCCUGCAGUUCUUCUUCUACGCGGGAUGGCUCAAGGUGGCUGAGCAACUCAUCAACCCUUUUGGAGAAGACGAUGACGAUUUUGAAACAAACUGGUGCAUUGACAGAAAUCUGCAGGUCUCCCUCUUAGCUGUGGAUGAAAUGUACAUGAGCUUGCCCAAGAUGAAGAAGGAUAUUUACUGGGACGACUCUGCCGCUCGGCCCCCAUACACACUGGCAGCGGCUGAUUAUUGCAUACCCUCAUUUCUGGGCUCAACAAUCCAAAUGGGGCUGUCCGGGUCCGAGUUCCCCGAGGAGGACUGGCUAUGGAACUAUGAGAAGCACGGCCACCGGCGCUCGGUGAUGAGGAGAGUCAAGCGCUUCCUGAGUACCCACGAGCACCCCAGCAGCCCCAGGAGGAGGACUUUUGGCAGGCAAGCCAGCGAUAGCUCCAUGUUCUUCCCGCCCAGCCCAGCUCGGGAUCUGUUGGACGUGCCUCCGAGAAAUCCCCACCGAGCCUCUCCCACGCGGAAGCAAUCCCACUCCCUAGAGGGUAGCCCUAAACUGCAUUCCAGCAUGGGCGAAUUGUCCACCAUCAGGGAGACCAGCCGCACGAGCACUUUGCAAAGCCUGACUCCACAGUCCAGCGUGAGGGCCUCCCCUACCAAAACUCCCCAGGUCCCUGAGGUCCUGAUCACAGCGGCCGAAGCACCGGGGUCCUCAUCAGAUAGCCAUGACCAUGACUCUACUGCCUCCAUCUUGAGCCUCGAGUUCACUGGGGUGCAACCUAGCAGGACCGAGCAGCAGGAAGACCCCUCAGGGAAGGCGACGCCAUCUGGGGACCGCAAUCCCCAGGCUGUCUCAACCAGUACUGAAAGAGACUUGUUUACGUUUGAGGAAGAUCCGUGUGAUGACAGAUUCCCCCAAAGGUGGAGCCUUCCAGAGUUUCGGGAGUCCAGGCACACCUCCUUGGGAAACUUAGGUCCAGAUCCUAUGAGCCCCGGAGCUGCUCUCUUACCUGACACUGAAGCAUCCUCAGAGACCAGCACAAUCCGUCCCAGGGCUAGCUCUGGGGUCUCUCCUGACAUCCUGUUCUUAAUGGAAAACCUGGCCACUAAGGAAACAGACAUCCUUGAGUUUAACAAUGAGCACCCUGAAGAAUCACCUAAGGGAACGCCCCAGCGCCCCAGGACCUGGUUCUAG
This is a messenger RNA of Arvicola amphibius (Eurasian water vole), 2013 nucleotides long. RefSeq names its product bestrophin 3 (gene Best3). The transcript has 9 exons. NCBI's taxonomy places the organism in Eukaryota, Metazoa, Chordata, Mammalia, Rodentia, Cricetidae. The record is from RefSeq and is a predicted model, not a curated record. Gene Ontology annotation, molecular function: chloride channel activity. The coding region runs from base 1 to 2013 and encodes 670 amino acids.